AUGGCGACGGGGCAGGUGCUGUUUCAUCGGUUCUUCUAUUCGAAGUCCUUCGUCAAACACAGCUUCGAGAUUGUUGCUAUGGCCUGCAUCAAUCUUGCAUCCAAAAUCGAAGAGGCGCCUCGUCGUAUAAGGGAUGUGAUCAACGUGUUUCAUCACUUGCGUCAGUUAAGAGCAAAAAGGACUCCAAGCCCCCUGAUACUUGAUCAGAACUACAUAAACACCAAAAAUCAAGUAAUCAAAGCAGAAAGGAGGGUACUGAAGGAGUUGGGAUUUUGUGUUCAUGUCAAGCAUCCACAUAAGAUCAUCGUUAUGUAUUUACAAGUCUUAGAAUGCGAACGUAAUCAAACCCUGGUACAGACAGCCUGGAAUUACAUGAAUGACAGCCUUCGAACGAACGUGUUUGUUCGCUUUCAGCCAGAGACUAUAGCGUGUGCUUGCAUUUACCUCGCUGCCAGAGCUCUGCAGAUUCCACUGCCUACCCGUCCACACUGGUUCCUGCUCUUUGGCACCACGGAAGAGGAGAUUCAGGAGAUCUGCUUAACAACUCUCAAGCUCUAUACCAGGAAGAAGCCCAAUUAUGAAUUCCUGGAUAAAGAAGUAGAAAAGAGGAAAACAGCACUACAGGAAGCUAAACUGAAGGCAAAAGGUUUAAAUCCAGACGGAACUCCAGCACUGUCCACACUGGGUGGCUUUUCUCCUGCAUCCAAACCAUCUUCCCCGAGAGAAGUAAAAACGGAAGAGAAGUCUCCAGUAUCUCUGAAUACCAAAACCAUUAAAAAAGAGCCAGAAGAGAGGCAGCAAGCUUCAAAGAGCCCUUACAAUGGCAUGAGGAAAGAAAGCAAGAGAAGCAGAAGCAGCAGAAGUGCCAGUCGGUCCCGGUCGAGGACAAAGUCACGGUCUCGCUCUCACACGCCGCGGCGGCACUACAAUAAUCGCCGGAGCCUGUCUGGGACGUACAGCUCACGGUCGAGGAGCCGGUCCCGCAGCCACAGCGGCAGGCCCCCAAAACACGGCUCGCCGCACCUGAAGGCCAAGCACGGCAGGGAAGAGCUGAAGAGCGCCAACAGGCACGGCCACAAGAGGAAAAAGUCACGCUCGCGCUCGCAGAGCAAAUCCAGGGAGCAUUCUGACGCGGCCAAGAAGCACCGGCACGAGCGGGGACACCACCGGGAGCGGCGCGAGCGGUCCCGCUCCUUCGAGAGGCCUCACAAAGGCAAACACCACGGCAGCGGCCGGUCGGGCCACGGCAGGCACCGGCGCUGA
Leptosomus discolor (cuckoo roller) is the source of this 1263-nucleotide messenger RNA. The record is from RefSeq and is a predicted model, not a curated record. Lineage: Eukaryota; Metazoa; Chordata; Aves; Leptosomiformes; Leptosomidae.